AUGGUGUUUCUCUCUCAAGCAGACGUGGCGGACAUCAACACACUCUCGCGCUAUCUCUCCCACUUGCAGGUCUCGUCGCUCUACACUUGUUCUAGUGUUGAUGUUGUUGUCUUCUGUGGCAACGCCAUCCUGCCCAUUGCCCACAAUGUCUUCUCAGCUCUGGAGGCGCGCCCAGACCUCACAAAAACCCUGGUCAUUUGCGGCGGAAUUGGACAUUCGACCCGAUUUCUCUACGAAGCCAUCAAGGAUCAUAGCGAAUACUGUCACCUGGCAGACAAUAUCGACGGGCUCUCAGAGGCUGCCGUCUAUGAGCUGAUUCUCACUGAAUUCUAUCCCAACCUUGUCAAACGAAUCAAGUCGGGCCAGAUGAAAUGCAUUAUUGAAGCCAACUCUACGAAUUGCGGAGCCAAUGCCAUCGAGACACGCCGCGUUCUCGAGCUGCAUUCUGUUCCUCUACCCAUGUCUUGUGUCGUGGUGCAGGAUCCUACAAUGUCACUGCGCACACUGGCUGCUUUUCAGCGCACUUACCAAGAUGUGGAGCCUACACUUGAGUUUCUGGCCUGUCCCACCUUCGUACCUAUGGUCUCUCUUGAUGAAAAAGGAAAGCUGCGCAUUAGGGCAGACGACAGUCUCUCGACAGCAGAUAUCGACUCGUCCGGUCUUUGGGAGAGCCAUCGUUUCUUCGACCUAUUGAUGGGGGAAAUCCCCCGGUUACGGGACGACACCGAUGGAUAUGGGCCAAAGGGAAAGGGUUUCAUUGUUCACGUCGACGUUCCGGAAGAGGUGGAAGCUGCCUGGUCGCGGCUCCGAAAAGUUCUGCACUUCAAGCGGUGA
This is a messenger RNA of Cladophialophora psammophila CBS 110553, 834 nucleotides long. RefSeq lists its product as uncharacterized. Bases 1 to 834 code for a protein of 277 amino acids. NCBI's taxonomy places the organism in Eukaryota, Fungi, Ascomycota, Eurotiomycetes, Chaetothyriales, Herpotrichiellaceae. Gene Ontology annotation, cellular component: plasma membrane. The record is from RefSeq and is a predicted model, not a curated record. The transcript has a single exon.